Molecule: messenger RNA, 1478 nt
Organism: Amborella trichopoda
Lineage: Eukaryota; Viridiplantae; Streptophyta; Magnoliopsida; Amborellales; Amborellaceae
Source: RefSeq, a predicted model, not a curated record
CUCCUCUGCGGAGUGCGCAAAGACCCUGUUUGGAUUAGAGACGAGCUCCAGAGAAUAAAAGUGUUCCUGCAAAGUGCUGAUAAAAAAAAAGCCAGAGAUGAGAAACUCAAAGAUUGGGUGAGAUGUGUUAGAGAGGUUUCCUACGAUGCUGAUGAUAUCCUCGAUGGGUUCAACAUUCAGAUGAAGAAUUACAGCAACGUGGUGGACAAAAUCGUUGCUUGAAAUUUGCCAAGAAAUUGAUUGUCCAUCAUAAGUUCGCGACUGAGAUGCAGAGCAUUAGGAGGAGGGUUCAAGAAAUUUCUGAUGGGAGGUCGAGGUACCAGUUGGAAGCGGAACGAGAAGAAGGAGCAUCCUCAAAUGAUUCAAUCGAACAUUGGCAAGAUCCACGUCUCACUUUUUCUUCCAUGGAGGAAGAUGGUAUCACGGCGAUCGACAAGCCGGUAAGUGAAAUAAAGUCUUGGUUAUUAAAUCAAAACCCAAAACGUCAAGUGCUUUCAUUGGUAGGGAUGGGUGGAGUGGGGAAAACCACUCUUGCAAAGAGAGUUUAUAAUUCCAUGAAGAGCAGUUUUUCCUAUUGUGCAUGGGUCACUGUGUCGCAAUCCUUUAGGAUUGCGGACAUACUUGAACGGAGAUCAGGUGAAACUGAGAGAGAAGUUGAGUCUCGACUAUUGAACGAUCUCAACAAUCAUGUGAAGGAGAAAAGUUUUCUGGUAGUUUUUGAUGAUGUUUGGCAUGGCAGAGUAUGGAAUCUCAUCAAUUCUGCUUUGCCAGAGAACGAAAAACAAAGUAGAAUAAUAAUCUCAACGCGUGAUAGCCGUGUUGCCGCCAUGGUAGACAUAGAGCAACACACCCACUUUGUUGAGCCACAGAAGGAAACUUACGCUUUUGAUCUUUUCUGUAAGAAGGCAUUUCGAAAUAGGGCAGGAAGAAGGUGUCCCAAUGAGCUUGAAGAUUUGGCAAAAAGCCUUGUGUCAAGAUGCGAUGGCCUCCCCUUGGCCAUCGUCGUCAUGGGAGGCAUCAUGUCAAGGAAGCCAUUCACACAUAUCGAAUGGAGGAGGAUUCUUGAAGAUUCGGAAUGGGAGGUCCGUGAAGGUGGUGGUAAAGUCUCUCGUGUCCUUUUACUUAGUUACAGUGAUCUCCCUGUACAUCUCAAGUCAUGUUUCUUGUAUUGUUGUUUAUUUCCAGAGGAUUAUGAGAUUAAAAAGAAUGGACUUUUAAGACUAUGGGUAGCCGAAGGGUUUGUUGACAACAGGCCUGGGAAAUUCACAUUGGAUGUGGCUGAUGAAUACUUUAAAGAGCUAAUUGACAGAAGCAUGCUGCUAGUGGUUGGUGACCAAGCUGAACAUAUCUCUUCCUGCGGAGUUCAUGAUGUUGUACGGGAGUUUGCAAUCCCAAUUGCUAAGGAAGAGAUAUCGGGUGAAUUCUAUGGUGGGGUGGGUGAAUUCGUGCCGUCAAAAGGAAGAGAUAUCGGGUGAAUU